CUUGCGAGAACAGACUCACAUCACCUUCAACCUAUAUCGAUACACAAAUCGAGAACAAACCCCAAGACAUUGACCAUCCAUGAUCUCAUCUAUAGCAAUCAGUCGAACCACGCCGACUUCAAAGAGGGCGGCUGUUCAUGUGUUCAAAGCCGCCAAUGGCUCUAGAUCCGUUAGAUGUCGUUCGUCUUUCAUUGUAGCACGACACUUCUCAUCCUCACCGAAUAGCCCUAAGAUGGACGUAUUCUUCGAACAGAGAGAGACUGAGAAGGUUCGCAAGACACCAGCUGCAUGGUCACAUCCAGCCUAUUCCAAAGAGGAAAUGGAAAACGUCGUCGUUGCGCAUCGCGAGGCCAAGACCAUGUCAGACAAACUGGCGCUCAUCGCCGUCAAAACCAUGCGAUGGGGACUCGACACAGCAACAGGAUACAAGCAUGAGAAAGCUGUAGCUCUGCACCAGAAGGACCCGGUAGCCGCACAACGCAAGUACGGUAUGACGGCGAAGAAGUACAUGAUCAGAAAUGUCUUCCUCGAAAGCAUUGCUGGUGUGCCUGGAAUGGUUGCCGGCAUGAUAAGGCAUCUGAACUCAAUGAGGAGGAUGAAGCGCGACAAUGGGUGGAUCGAGACCUUGCUCGAGGAGAGCUACAACGAGCGAAUGCAUCUCCUGGUGUUCCUGAAAAUGCAGCAGCCAGGACCAUUCAUGCGCUUCAUGGUACUUGCAGCGCAGGGCGUCUGGUGCAACGCAAUGUUCUUCGCCUACCUCAUUAGCCCCCGCAUUGUGCACCGUCUUGUCGGAUAUCUCGAAGAGGAAGCUGUCUAUACCUACACACGCCAGAUCAAGGACCUCGACGCAGGUCGCUUGCCCGAAUGGGAGAAACUACAAGCCCCUCAGAUUGCCAUCGACUAUUGGAAGAUGCCCGAGGGUAACCGGACGAUGCGCGAUCUGCUUCUCUACAUUCGCGCAGAUGAGAGUAAGCACCGCGAAGUCAACCAUACCUUUGGUAAUCUCGAUCAGAAAGAGGACCCCAACCCUUUCGUGAGCGAGUACAAGGACCCGGAGAAGCCGCACCCCAGCAAAGGCCUUGAGCAUCCAAAGCCAACUGGCUGGGAACGCCACGAGAUUAUUUGAGUUGACGUUACAUAUUUCUCUACUAUCCUCUUUGUCAGUGUUUCCUACCUCAUGACAUAGCGUUUACUUUUCUCCACUCUCCAAAAGUAUUUCGGGCGUUCAUCGGAGUUGAAUCGACAGUAGACCGCGAUACCCUACGGUGGACAAGUAUGUACCUAGUUUCGUCGCCUCUCGUGGGUACAAUGAAUAGCGACGGGACGGAUGAUCCGGACCCGCAUUUGCCUCACAAAA
This is a messenger RNA of Parastagonospora nodorum SN15, 1357 nucleotides long. RefSeq lists its product as hypothetical. Bases 80 to 1126 code for a protein of 348 amino acids. Gene Ontology annotation, molecular function: alternative oxidase activity. Gene Ontology annotation, cellular component: mitochondrion. The transcript is spliced from 4 exons. NCBI's taxonomy places the organism in Eukaryota, Fungi, Ascomycota, Dothideomycetes, Pleosporales, Phaeosphaeriaceae. The record is from RefSeq and is a predicted model, not a curated record. Gene Ontology annotation, biological process: alternative respiration.